Microcebus murinus (gray mouse lemur) is the source of this 11971-nucleotide messenger RNA. Lineage: Eukaryota; Metazoa; Chordata; Mammalia; Primates; Cheirogaleidae. The record is from RefSeq and is a predicted model, not a curated record.
ACAAAACUACAAUUAUUUAAAUGUGAUUUAAAAUAAUAUUAGUUUAAAAUGUUAUUUUAAAAGAACUUUAUUUUUUAUAUGGAAUAGGGUAAUAAUCAUAAACAGUAGAAGAAUCGAGUCAUAAUUUAUGAGUAUACAGAGUGCUAGAUUGUAUUUUUCCCAAUUAAAUGCAGAGAUAGAGAAAUAUUACCAUGGUUUGUAUUAUAAUACUGGUGUCAGAACUAAUAGUGAGGAGUGUUUCCCCAACUUGAUACAUGGGUUUAGCAGUGCAGCUCCCAUCACCACUAAUGCAUGAAUCAAGGUUAAAGCAGCCAUGGAUAGAACUAAGACUAUAAUGCAAGGUUUGGAGAUGUCUAUUUGGAAACUAGUUUUCAUUGUUAUUUUAUGUUCUGUUUUAUGCUUUUGGGGUUCCUGCUGUUAUACUUUAAAAAUUCUACUUUCAGAUAUGGUAAAAGAUAACAUUUUAUGAGAAAUAAAAGAUGUAGCCUAGUUUUUCUACCAUUGCCAAUAAAAUGAUAUAAUGGAUUAGAAUUCCAACUAAAAGAUAGGCCCAAAGGUUUCACUGAAAUAUUGGAUAUGUGUUGCUCACACAAUGUCUAGAAAAUUCAGUUACCCGUCUAUUUGAAAAAGAAAUUGGUAUAUGUUUUCCUGACUGUCUUUCCAAUUACCAGACUAUUUUUUCCUGAGAUAUUUUCAUACAUCAGUGGUACAGCUAUAUUAUGAAAAACAAUGAAAUCCCUAGAACUAUUUCACACGGCCAUAAUGAGCAUGAAUUGGAAAUUAAUAUAUCUGACAGGAAUAGAGUAAAUAUGAUGGUGCAUAUCUUCCCCCUUCUUCUAGACAAUGUAUCUGUACCCCUGGAAGGAAAAUCUUAUCUUCUGUGGCUAAAACAAAUGAACAUUUAGGUCUCCUGCUUGCUUAAGAUCAAUAAAUGAAUAGAUUUUGCCUACUUUAAUACUUCUGUUCUAUGUUUAAUCGUUGUGUAUUUAACUGAUGGCAGCUGCCCUAAUUUAGGGCACAUUAGAAUGUGCUAACUAAUUCACUUUUGAGGAUUAAAAUUAAACAAACCAGUGUUUCACUCUGACAUGCUCAAACAGGAAGAAUAUCCUAGGGUGCAUUUUUGUUAAUAGUAAUGUGGUAAAUAGAGGUUUCAACACAGGCAUAAACUUUUAAUUGGCUGGUUUGAGAAUAUGGCUAGUUCAUAGAUUAAUGGGCAUUAAUCAGAAUUGUAGUUUCUUUAUAUUCAAACCAAAGCCUCUUUGAAUAUUAAAUCUCUAUGCCAAUGAGAUCAUCAACCUUAUUUUAAAGUCUCACAUUGGGAGAGCCAUCACGGGUGAUGAUAAUGAUGCUAAAUGAGCAACGUAGUUGAGAAAAAUAAGCAUCGAGGAUCACGCAAAUAUGAUCACAUCUUGUAGGCAUUACAUUUUUCAUUCAGAUGGACUAAUUAAUUAAUUCACUAACUUCUCAAUGAUACACAACCCCCAGAACUCGACUGUUAAGCCACUGCUUCCAGGAAACUAGGGACCCACAUGACACUGGACAGGAAGAGUGAUUGACCUCAUGAGUAACUAUGGCUACCCAUGCCCUUUUGAGAGCCCAGCCUUUACAGAGAAGAGGGAAAACUAGGGCCACAGGGCCUAAUGGCACACACAGCGCUGCUGGCGAUGAGAGUCUGAGCCAGCAGCUGGAAUCUUGAGCUGGUCACCUUGCCUCAGCCAGGUGGUUAGCCCAGCUUUAAUUAUUAAUAGAGCAUUAGGCUUCCCUGCUCUGUGACCUGGCAUCAGGCUGUGGUGGCAUGGGCAGUAAACCUCUGCAUACUAUUUCACAUUUGGGCAUCGAUUAAUAAGCAAGUGAUUCUCUUUUGUGUUAUUUUGGAAAAAAGAGAUUUAUUGUUAUAUAUGUAGGUAGCGUCAUAGGUUUUGACUGGUUGUCCUUAUCCCAUUCAGUCCUCCUUAAGGAGCCUAGAUAUUAGCCUCAAGUGAGGCUUAUAGGUCCAAGGUCCAAAAGAAUGUGAUGGUUAGUGCCCACCCAUACACAAUAGCACCAGGAAAUUAAUAAUGUAAAACUAGAAGACUCUCCAAAAGCUCACUUUGCUCAGAAGUAUGUGGCUAGAGUCAGGCCUUCUUCUCUCUGCACGUGUGUGCUGUUAGCCCAGGAGAGCCCAAACCAAAACAUAAUAAAGCUUCAACAUCCCUGCACUCAGCAUUUUACAAAUCUCUUUGGAAUGGGAAAGUAAAUAAUUCCUUAAACACUUGGCUCUUACAGUAGUCAGUCUUGGACAGCUGUCAACAGGAAACCCCAAUUUAUCUAGUACUAAAACCUUCUGUCACCAAAGGUCCUGUCACCUAAACCUUGACAUAGGACCUAUGAGAAAUUUUUUGUUGUUGUUAUUAUUAGGAAGCACUAGCAAGUAUUUGGAAAAGAUGGGGAAACUUAGGAGAGUGGAAUCACAUUUCUCCUAAAUACUAUCUUUAAUUAUUUACUUACUUGAGAGCUUGUUUAAAAUGAAAAGUUUUUCCUUUUCUUUUAGUAAGUUGAGAAACACCAAUUGCAUGACCAUGUCCUGGUAAUGAAAUCUUAAGAUCGCUUAACACUGUCACCCAUGAUAAUUGCAAGACACUACAUUUUGUUCUUGAAAAUCUCAUUGAGCCUUACCCCCAACAUUCUGUCGUUUACAAACCUGUCAUAGAAUCACAUAAGAUGACGGGAUUUCUGUGACAAAGCAUUUGUGAUUUUAUCUUUAUUUGAUCUUGAGUUGUUUACUAUUUUCAUUGUGCAGGCAAUUCUCAGGCAUCAUCCAGCUGAUUCUUACUCUCUGUGAAUCCUGCAGAGGGAGGGGGAAUCAAUGAAACACGUUCUCUCUUAGAGGGAGUGAUGAGGGAGGGAGAAGAAGAUUAUAUAUGGAGGGAACCUUUCCCUGUCUCAACACUGCUGUAUGCAUGGGCUGACCCAGCUGGAAACAGAGGUCUCUCCCCUGCUGCUGUCACUUUUCAGGGAAGGAAGAGUAUGUCUGGAGCCAUAGCUGGGGGAGUGGGGAGCAGGGGUUGAGGGCAGGAUUUUUUCGAUCACUACUGAAAUUGGAGCGAUAUGAACUUGAACUCUUAAGAGGAAGGUGAUGUGGUCUCCAAGAAGGCAAUUAGGUAGACAAGAAGUGUGAGAAUUAGGGAUCAGAACUUUGAGGUGAACAGGUUGAGUGGUCUUAGACAAGUUACAUUUAACCUCAGUGCCUCAUUUUCCUUAUAUCAAGCAGAGACAGUGUUAGAAUUAAUUAAUUUUGCAGGGUGCUUUGAGAUCCACUGUUGAAAGACUGAAGUAGUAUAGAAGGACGUUUUGUGUUGCUGCUGUUACUGUUUUUAGAAAAAGAGAAAACUCUCCAUAUUUUCUUUUUGUUACCUAUGUUCCAGACCCCCACACCCUAUAAUAAGAAACAAAAGUAAUGUGUUGGCUUUAUCAACUAAGUAUUCAUCCACACAGUUAUUUCUUCACAUUUUGCAGGGCUGAUGAUGUCACUGUUUGGGGGGGUUUGUCUUUGGUUGGUUGUUUUUAGGGUAUGCUUCAUGCCUGAUACUAACACUUUUAAACUGAUUCCCUUAAACUUCUCAAAAAGUUCCCCAAAUUUGACCUUUGAACAGAGGUCUGCUGUUUCCAAGGCUGACCACGAACGCAGCCUCACGCUACCCUCACCUCUUUCUGGUUGCUUCCUCUUUUUGUGGCAGAACAAAAAAUCCCAAGUUCUGUAUGUUUGCUUACAAAUACACGGCUCAGCUGUGCCCCCAUCCUUUGUGUCAACAUGAAAAUUUUCUUGUUCUAUGUUUAGCUUGAAUAAUUACCAAACUGUUUGUAAUUAGAAUGUGAGGAUGUGACCUCACAGCAAUUUUUUCAUUUCCUUUCUCUGUCUUUAAUACAUUUCAGAAACUGAAAAUGCCAAAUCUCUGUCCUUUUUUUUUUUUUUGAUGCUUAUCAGUAAUGGAAACAUUGCAAAACAAUCAGCCCAAUACCUAUGCUUUGUUCAUUUAUUGCCUUCUCUGAAGAUAAAUUGACUGUACUCAACUCUCUUCAGCAUUUUUCUUCACCUAGAUAUUAUUGCCUUGUGCAGCCACCCCAAGGUGACUGUUAUCACUUAAUUAAAUCCUUGCACGCUGGGAAGAAAAAACAACAUUGUUCCUUCAUAACCCCAAGGAGCCUAUUUUUAAGCCACUAAGCCUUUUCCCUGUUUUAUUAACUUAUUCCUGGCUACAACAAGACAUACUUUUGUUGAUGAGCAAAAGGUUGUAUUAGCUUUUUAUUUUCUGGGUAAACUUAUCUAUUCUCUGGGAAGAGGGAAAAAAAGAAUGGACAUUAUAAGAGAAGGGGAAAAAUGGGGUCUCUUCAACCUCCCUGAUUCUAGUAAAGGUCUCUGUAAACACUGAGCUGGAAACUAGAAGCAGGGGGAUUCAGGGAAGGGAAUGAGAAAAUAAAAUGUAAACAUAAAAUGGGAACAAGACUAAAAGUAAAAUGACGAGCCUGUCUAUUGGGGGAAGCAUGAGGCAUAGGGGACACCACUUUCAAGCUAAAGAAACCAGGUAUAGACAUUGCAUUUUUGGAAGAGGAUUUUCUAUCAGCUCUUCUUUUUGUUGAUGCUAUAGAGAAGCAUCUUUUUAUUAACCUCUUGUUUAAUGUUUUUAACCCCUGAAGUCAGGUUUUCUUCUUUACCUUAUGGCAUUAGGCAUCCAUUGUCAACCAGUUCUAUGCCCAGAUAUGUUUCAAGGCGUGAAAGAACUAGUGGGGUAUGUUUAGAGGGCUGUGUUUGUGUGUACACGUUAGUAAUAGGGAUGCACAACCCGUAAUCAGAGUUCUGAGUGCAGCACUUGAUAACAAAAAGUUCACUUGCUGCAAAGGAAGUUAUCUGUUCAUGCAUAGUAAAUUAUGUACUUUUUAGUUUGUUUCUAGUCCAUUAAAUCGUGGGCCAGAAAAUGGGUUUGUCACUUUUAAAAUUUGGACCCAAGCAAGCAUAUGUGUUUAUUCAUGAUGCUAAAUCAUUUUACCACACGCUGUGUUCACCAACAGUGUAAAUGCUGCUUAAAGCUGUCAUAUUGGCAAGAGCAGUUGAUGCUAUGACAGGCUGGGGUUGGAUAGAGACCUGGUUCUUAAAUAGUUGGAUAAUUAAGAUAUCUGAACCGUUCCUGAUCGCUGCCCCCACAGGUUACACGUUUUUCAGCUUCACACACACAAAACAUGUGAUUGGGGGAAAACUGGCUUACUCCCUGAGACAGUGCAAGAGAUAUUCAGUGGCUCAGUAUCCCUGUCUCUACAAUGGGAAAACACAAACACCUCUAGGAAGAUGUGAGAAUGGGCCCAAGGAUGCCUGUGAAAAUUCCUGUAAUGAAAGGGCCAUCUGUACAAACACCAGGAGUUUUUUCUUACUUGGUGCAUAAGAUCCUCCAAUGCCUACUUGGACUGACGGAGAAUCUUCACAUGUUGCCUUCUUGGAUGUGGCUCAUAUCUGCAGUAGUCUCCCAGUUGCCAGCUAAAUGAAUGCCUGUGGGGAUGUGUAUAUCUGCCCACUCACUGGAGUACAUCAGUUUAGCUUUGUUCCUCUGCAGGUUAAUUUCUUUCCCUUUAUAAUAGCAUUAUAAAUAUCUUAGGGAGGCAGGUUAUGGCCUCUCCCAGCAGACACCCUGAACUGUGUUUGUCUGAAAGGUUUACCUGGUGUCAUGAUGAAGUUAGUAUACAUGUAUGUACAUGUUUGACUUCAAAUUCCAACUUUUGCUGGCCAGGAACUCCUCAUGGCUUUUUCCUGACAACCUUAGAAUACAAUAUAGCAUCAUAAAAUGAGUUAUCAUUUAGUGUCUGUGCGUGUGUGCUGUCUCUCACAUACAUGCACCACAUCAAGGUUAGGCAGGGUCCUUCUUAAGCUAUGCUUGCCAGUUUUGUACAUCUGGCCUUUUGGAUUGUCAGAUCAGGAGGCAACAUAGCUUUCCUCAGUAGCCCAUUUUUGUCCUUGACGGUCCUUUCUGUCAUUUCCUCAGAUCCUUUCCUGCUCAAAUUUUCCACACUGCGUUUGCCCCACCUGCAGCAGAAGGCGGUUGCCAGCCUUGCAGACAAACCUCACGUGUGUCCACAUUGUCCCUCAGCUUCCUCGAGGCUCAGUAAUCCAGCCCACUUAACUAUCCCCUAAAAGUGUUAUGUUUCAAUCAUCUAAUCAUUUUCUCAGCUCCCUUUUGAACCCUAAGUUGUUUCAGUAAAGUGGCAACGCCCAGAACUGAAUUUAUUUAAGAUCUAAACAGUGCUGAAUAAAAAGGCAAAUUAACUUCGGAUCCUAAAAUCAAAUGUUCAUGGCUGCCACUUCCAGGCAUUGAAAUUAAAAAUAUUGAGUCGAUCAGUUGCCUCACGUAUACACGUAAAUGGGCGGUCCACGUGCGCAUGCGCACACGUGGCGGGCGGUGUUGGCUCCCGCAGAGCCACGGAGAGCGAGAGUCGCCCUCAGACACCGACCUCUGCUUGCAGGGCACGAGGCAGCCAGCAGCCGCGACUUCGCUCGCGGGUCUCGGAGUGUGGUGCUAUUUGAAGGUAAACAGAACUGGAGUCAGGCAAAAUUGUCAAGCGGUUGGAAGGCUUCGGCGUCAGUCCCUGGAUGGCUUUGUAUUUGCACUAAAUCAAGAAGGAAAAUUUUUGUACAUCUCUGAAACGGUCUCCAUCUACCUAGGUCUCUCACAAGUGGAGCUGACAGGCAGCAGCGUCUUUGACUAUGUCCACCCGGGAGACCACGUGGAGAUGGCAGAACAGCUGGGCAUGAAGCUUCCACCUGGGCGGGGUCUCCUCUCACAGGGCACCGCUGAGGAUGGAGCCAGCUCAGCAUCUUCCUCCUCUCAGUCGGAGACCCCUGAGCCAGUGGAGUCAACCAGCCCCAGCCUGCUAACCACUGACAACACCCUUGAGCGUUCCUUUUUCAUCCGAAUGAAAUCUACUCUGACCAAACGUGGUGUGCACAUCAAAUCAUCGGGAUAUAAGGUGAUUCACAUAACAGGCCGGCUACGCCUGAGAGUGUCGCUGUCCCACGGGAGGACCGUCCCCAGCCAAAUCAUGGGUCUCGUGGUUGUGGCUCAUGCCUUGCCUCCCCCGACGAUCAAUGAAGUCAGAAUUGACUGCCAUAUGUUCGUCACUCGAGUAAAUAUGGACCUCAAUAUCAUUUACUGUGAAAAUAGGAUUAGUGAUUAUAUGGAUCUGACCCCCGUAGACAUUGUAGGAAAGAGAUGCUACCACUUCAUCCACGCCGAAGACGUUGAGGGCAUCAGGCACAGUCACUUAGACUUGCUGAAUAAGGGUCAGUGUGUGACAAAGUACUAUCGUUGGAUGCAGAAGAAUGGAGGAUAUAUUUGGAUACAGUCUAGUGCCACCAUAGCUAUUAAUGCCAAGAAUGCAAAUGAAAAGAAUAUCAUCUGGGUGAAUUAUCUUCUUAGCAAUCCCGAGUACAAGGACACACCCAUGGACAUCGCGCAGCUCCCCCACAUGCCAGAGAAAACCUCCGAAUCCUCAGAGACAUCCGACUCGGAAUCAGACUCUAAAGACACCUCAGGUAUUACAGAGGACAACGAGAACUCCAAGUCCGACGAGAAGGGGAAUCAUUCCGAGAACAGCGAAGACCCGGAGCCCGACCGGAAGAAGUCAGGCAACGCGUGCGACAACGACAUGAACUGCAACGACGACGGCCACAGUUCCAGCAACCCGGACAGCCGCGACAGCGACGACAGCUUCGAGCACUCGGACUUUGAGAACCCCAAGGCGGGCGAGGACGGCUUCGGCGCGCUGGGCCCGAUGCAGAUCAAGGUGGAGCGCUACGUGGAGAGCGAGUCGGACCUGCGGCUGCAGAACUGCGAGUCGCUCACGUCCGACAGCGCCAAGGACUCGGACAGCGCGGGCGAGGCGGGCGCGCAGGCCUCCAGCAAGCACCAGAAGCGCAAGAAGAGGCGGAAACGGCAGAAGGGCGGCAACGCCAGCCGCCGGCGCCUGUCCAGCGCGUCGAGCCCCGGCGGCCUGGACGCCGGCCUGGUGGAGCCCCCGCGGCUGCUGUCCUCCCCCAACAGUGCCUCGGUGCUCAAGAUCAAGACGGAGAUCUCGGAACCCAUCAACUUCGACAACGACAGCAGCAUCUGGAACUACCCGCCCAACAGGGAGAUCUCCAGGAACGAGUCCCCCUACAGCAUGACCAAGCCCCCCAGCUCCGAGCACUUCCCGUCCCCGCAGGGCGGCGGGGGCGGCGGCGGGCUGCACGUGGCCAUCCCGGACUCGGUCCUCACCCCGCCCGGCGCCGACGGCGCGGCCGCCCGCAAGACUCAGUUCAGCGCCUCGGCCACCGCGGCGGCCCUGGCCCCGGUCGCCUCCGACCCGCUGUCGCCCCCGCUCUCGGCGUCCCCGCGGGACAAGCACCCCGGGAGUGGCGGCGCGGGCGGCGGCGGCGGCGGCAGUGGCGGGCCCAGCUCGUCCAACUCCUUGCUGUACACUGGGGACCUGGAGGCGCUGCAGAGGUUGCAGGCGGGCAACGUCGUGCUCCCGCUGGUGCAUCGGGUGACCGGGACCCUGGCCGCCACCAGCACGGCCGCGCAGAGGGUCUACACCACGGGCACCAUCCGCUACGCGCCCGCCGAGGUGACCCUGGCCAUGCAGGGCAACCUGCUGCCCAACGCGCACGCUGUUAACUUCGUGGACGUUAACAGCCCCGGCUUCGGCCUCGACCCCAAGACGCCCAUGGAGAUGCUCUACCACCACGUGCACCGGCUCAACAUGUCCGGACCGUUCGGCGGCGCCGUGAGCGCGGCCAGCCUGACGCAGAUGCCCGCCGGCAACGUGUUCACCACGGCCGAGGGACUCUUCUCCACGCUGCCCUUCCCCGUGUACAGCAACGGCAUCCACGCGGCUCAGACUCUGGAGCGCAAGGAGGACUGAGGCGCGGCGGCCAGGGUCCGCCGCAGGAGGCAUCGUCGGCGUUUUCGUUUAGACCUUUAAUUCUAGCACUUUGAAUUCGAGCAGGUCAGCGCCCCUCUCCGCGCGACGGUCCCCAUUCCAUCCCCUCUUUCUUUAACUUGACUUAUUCUUUCGUGUAAAGAUAUGUUUAUUUUUUACCUUCAGAGGGUCAGACGACCAGUUGCCUGCCAUUUUGUCUUCUUCUGAGAUGUGUGUUGGGUUGUUUUGCUUUCCUUUGCAUCUUUAUUAAGAUGUCUUUAAUGUGUAUAUGCCUCUGCCAUAGAAUACUCAGUCUUGUGGUCAAGAGAUUUCUCGAGUGACAACCAUUGGGUUUUCUCCAUAAAGAUCUUGAUGUGAUCAAGAUGGAAAGAGACAAGCAUAAACAAUGUGCCCUGUUUGACUAAGUCAAAUGAAAUGGGGUGGUUCUCUUUUGUUUCUGUUCCUAAUUCCUUUAAAAAUAGGGGAAUAGUAUUUUAGAAUUUUAUGCAGAAUUUAAUUAUCUUUUUAUGGUUAAGAUUUUAAGAUUUUCUUACUUGCACAUAAAAAUAAUUUGGGUUCUUAAACUUAAUUUCUGGCCUGUGACUAGAAUGUUUAAAAACAAAAGUUGGACUAAAUGUUAAUUACUGAAACAUUAACUUAAUUUCUAAAACCAUGGUGCUAUCAUUUAUUAAUCUGUAAUGUCUUCAUACAAAAUGCAGCUCCUGGGCUGGGUUUUGGAAAAAAAACAAUGUGUUCUGUUCUGGUCUGGAGUCCGUUGCUGCAGUCUCCUUGGUUAGUUAAGACAAAGCCCUCAUUAACGUUUGCUGCAGGACUUAAAAUUUUUACCUCCCAACUAACAAACACAGCCUCACAUUAAAUUUAAUGGGUCAGUAAAGCCCUUUUUAAAGGGGCUUUUGGAAAACUCAAUCAAACUGAUUUGAGGAGCAGUUUAGGUACAUACUGCCUUUUGUUGAGCUCUUUUUUCCUUACUCAGUCUAACUGAGGCUAAUUUUGCAACUUCAAUAACACUUCAGAGUAAAAGAAGGAAAAAUAUUUAACAUGUUUUUGGGUUUUUUCAUUUCUUGCUUAAAAAAAAAGGAAGGUUGUAUUUCGGGGGACUGGUUUGAUUUGGUGGAAUUUAUUUCCCUUUGGUUCUUAUUUCUGGGUUGAAAACCAAUAAGUUUUAAAACUAAAGAAUGGGUUAAUAAGCUUCAGACAGAUAACUGCAACUGAAAACUGCACAUUAAGUAAAAAAAAAAAUUUAAAAAAAGUGAAAAAGAAAAAGAAAAAAAUAUCCUAUUUUGUCUUUGUUGCCAGAAAUCAGUGUGGUGUCAAACACUCCAAAUGACUGUCAAGUAUAAAUUCUUCUUCCACUUCAUUUUUGGCAGCUGUUUGUUAAGGCAUCUAAUAACAGAUGUGAGAACUGUAAUGUGUACAAUGUGUACGUGUCCCUGGCUGUCAGUCCCACUGCAGUUUCAAUGUGUGUUUCUAUAUGCAGUAUAUACUAAGCUAAUGUAGUUGUUUUGUCUUUUGUCUUCUCUGUGCUCUAUCUCUAGUCCGGAGUGGUACAGUCCCAUUCCUGCAGUCCUAGUGAAUCAGUGAUUCUUGGGGGUUAGUGGUUUUUGUGUGGUGGCCUUCCUCUGUAAUGUCACCCUAUGCUGCUUCUACUGUCUGUGAAUCUUCCGUUUUACCUUUUAAAAUUCCUGCUGUUGCUUUGCUGGUGUAUAUUCUCCCUACCUCUCCUUUCUUUCCUUCCCUUUCUCUUCUGCCCCACCUCCUCCUCCCUCUCCAUUCCUUCCCCCAUCUCCAAAAAUCUCUUUCAUUCUCAGAGAUAAAAAGACUCUUAACUAGCUCAAGGUUAAUGGAGCCAUUUUUUCCACAACGGAAUUCUGGGUAUGACUCUCUUCUGGAGUGCAACACAAAGCACUCAAGAAUAAUGCUCAGAUAUAUAAAUAAAUUGAUGCCAUAUAGCCUCAGUUGUUAACAUUCCCAGAGUCCCUUGUGCUCUACCUAUAAGCAGUGGGUGCUUUUCUUUGGUUUCCUUUCAGGUUGGCUGAUGGAGCAAUAUAUAAAAGCAAUUACUGGUGAGACAGAAAAUUAUUUCAAAAGUCAACCAACAUUUUUAAGAAACAAAAUGGGAGGGGGUAAUGGAAUAUAGAAUUGUCAUAUAUAUUUGUUUAUUCGUGCAAUGCUAAUAUAGUAACUCGGCUGUCCUUCGAAUAUCACUGUGUUGAGUGGAUUCCUCUAGUACCUUUGAUUCCAUGAGUUGGGCCCAAAUCACGGUGGAAAAAUAACAAAAAGAAGGUAAAUGCCGCAAAUUUCAAUAGAGAGCUUACUUGAAGGAUGUAAGUAGGUUUAGAAGGUAAAGAAGGCUGAUCAAGAAAUUUUAAAGAUUAAUUUUGGAAGCUCUACUCUAGCUAUCGAACAAUCAAAGGAAUGCACCUAUCAGCUACAAAGAACAGCUAGACAGCUGUUUUUUUUCUUUUAUAAAUGUUUCUGUGUUGUGUCAAAAUGAUUUCUGGUGAUUUAAACUAACAGAUAAUCACAGCUGCUGUCUAAAUCCAUAGUGUUUAAAAUUACAAAAUGAAAAAAAAAAAAAAAACACUUCAUUACCUGUGAAGACUGUGUCUGUGUUUUUAACUAUUUCUUGUACAAAUAUAUGAAAACUUUUAUGAGGAGACUGGUGCCAAGUAGCUGAAUAAUGGGGAAAGGGAUAUUCUGUUCGUAAAAAUCUUAGCAGUGUUACCAACUCUACGAUAUAUAUAUAAAAAAAUAAUUAAAACGUUACAAAGCGACAGCUAUGGUACAUUUGUUUUGUGUGAAGCUAACCGGACCUAACUUCCUGAGUGCCUGGCUUAUUUUGAAACAUUUUUUUUCAUUGACCAUUGAUAAUGCUGCAAAUCAGAAAUGUACAUACUUCAUUUACAACAGGGUUCUUUUUAUACUUUUGUAGAUUCUCAUACAUGUCACAUACAUGGUUGUCUUUAUGUAACUUAAUUUUUUCAUCCGCAGGUGCCAUUUUCAUAAUAAACUUCUCUUGGAUUUGUUACUA